Messenger RNA from Phytophthora infestans T30-4, 2445 nucleotides. RefSeq lists its product as uncharacterized. The coding region runs from base 1 to 2376 and encodes 791 amino acids. NCBI's taxonomy places the organism in Eukaryota, Oomycota, Peronosporomycetes, Peronosporales, Peronosporaceae. The record is from RefSeq and is a predicted model, not a curated record. Gene Ontology annotation, biological process: regulation of transcription by RNA polymerase II. The transcript has 5 exons.
AUGGUUAUGAUAUCCAGUCGACCUUUUGGUCUCGGAAUCACGUCUUCGAACGAAGGACAAGGCAUUCAUCUCCAUGCGGGUAAUACGCGUAACGUCGCCGUCAAUGCGGCUCUAAAACGUGGAGUUAUUCAAGAUGGCGACGAGAUUUUCGCAUUCAACGACCAGGUGUUACGUGGCUCCGAUCUCGAGAGUUUUAAAGAAGAAGUCGUGCCUGCAGUUUCGCUACCAGCUCGGUGCUGGUUCCGGACGAAGCGGAAGAAUAAAAUUAAUACCCGCGAAGGCGAUGUCGGUGUUGUUUCCCUGGGCAUUGAUUGGCCGUGGGUAUUUCUCCGGUCGGACGGCAAGCUUGCAAUGAAUCUCUUCUGGAAGUCACUCGACUCUGCUUUUUUUCUUCGGAAAAUCAACAAGCGCACGUUGUCGCAGCUGCAGCAGCGAGUGGAGGAAAUGUGUGGCGUGCGACUGAGUCGCUCUCAUCCUGAAUAUGAACAGGUGCAUGAGCUGCUGGUGAUGCCUCGACGCAAACGCAUGCCAGCGUAUCUUGUGGAUUUUCGGAAAACUCGCGAGCAAAAGCAGCAAUUUUUGUCGUCUGACGUCCUGAUGGGCGUCUCCAGUGAACCGAAAGAUGCAGAAACAGAGCUGGAUGAAGACACUCCCCUCGAGGUGGGAACCACAGUCAACGUGGCGAAGCGCACGUGGCCUGGAAUGAACAAACUUGGUGGUGUAGGUCGAAUCAAGAAGGUGAACGAAGAAAUAAUAGCGAACGGCAGAAGGCGGUUCACGUACAACGUUGCGUACGUUUUAAGUGGCAGCGACAGGAACGUGGAGCGCAAGUACAUCAGCGUCGUGGACCUUGACGCAGACGAAGUUGAUAAGAAGGAGGAGACCAGCUCUACAUCUACGGGAAGAAGACACAAGUCGGAACCAGAGGCAGACACCAAGGAUAUUGAGGAGACAGAGGCUGCUGACACCUUGAGUGUAAGCCUAGUCUUUGCUCUAAGUCGCACGGCAGUGGAAGACCAAGUCACUGAACUUCCCGACGCUCAGAUGGACAGCCCACCCAAGCGACGACGAUUCCAGUUGCAGUUCUCAACAGAAAACGAAGCUGUGCAUUGCGAGCGGAAGACAGAGAGCUCGAAUCCUGAUUUAUCUGCUCGAGAGCUGCUUCUGCAUCGCCACUUUUCAGUGAAGGCGGAUGAUGCGAUAGUAAACGACUGCUUUUCGUCACAGCUGCUAAGCGUGGAGGAUCGUGCCGGUGAUGAACUAGACGACGAUGACACUGAUAACGAAGAUGAAGAGGACGAGAUCAAGACGGAGCUGACGACUCUGCAGACUGAGUUACGUGCUGUGAUAGAGUCCAAUGAGCUGGUCUUUAAAUCGCUUACCAAGAAGAUGGAGGAAGAAUACGCAUCGAAGGAAUACCGCCAGAAGAUGCUCCAGGAUAUCGAAUGGCGUAACUAUGAACGCAUGUACCAGGAGCUCCAAGCUGCAAAGCGUCAAUUCGCCGACAGCGAUGAGGAGAAUAUUUCAUUUGGAGGCAUGUUUGUGAACAAGCUCAAGCAAGAGGGCAGUGAGGUGUGCGCUCUGUGCGAACUGAGUGGUGGAGACUUUACCGGCACGGACAGUGGCAGCGUCGUGCACCCCCAGUGCGCAAUGUUUACUCCUGAAACGUUCUUCAAAGACGGCGUCGUGCAUGGCAUUAACCUCGUCGAUCCCGAACGUCGACGACUGAAGUGCUCCAUUUGUGGCGGCUGCAAGGGACUAAGUAAAAUUCAGUGCGCACACAGGAAGUGCGUGCGCGCCUACCACGUGGCUUGUGCCUUCGUGAACGGCCUUCUCACCAGAGAUCCAUACUAUCAGGCGUGGUGCCCUCGUCAUCUGAAAACCUCGGGAAUGGGUCAGUUCGUUGAGAUCCCAGACCAUCUGAACAAAGACAAAAGUGCCCUAGUAAACCGUAACCGUAAGGACACGACACCGGCAGAAGUGACGACUACAGCUCCAACCGACAUCUCGUCGUCCAAGACCAACAGAAAGCGGAAACGUAAAGGAAGCAACGCCAAGGAGCCUCGAUGUGCGAGACGACUUGAGAUCGAGCUAAGUGACGACAGUGAUCACGAAGGGAAGGCGGUGGAUGCAUGGCAACAAGGUCGUGACCCUCUGCAUGUUUUCAACGAGGGAAACGUAGUGGAAGUGCUAGCUCGAGACUGGCGCGGCAUCAACAAACCUGGUGGAGUUGCACGUGUCCGUGGUGUGGAGGUGGUUCCGAAUCUAAACGGCGGGAAGAACGUUUUCUACGAUGUUGUCCACAUCGUUGGGGCGUUCAAAGAGAAGCGUUUGCCUGCCAAGUUUGUUCGCAGGUACCAGCCUAGUGAUGGAUAGAGGAAGUAGCAAUCAUAGAGAUAGUUUUGUCGAUUGGUUUUAGCCUAGUAAUCAAAGCCUGAUACCAUU